Fusarium keratoplasticum is the source of this 3513-nucleotide messenger RNA. RefSeq lists its product as uncharacterized. The coding region runs from base 1 to 3513 and encodes 1170 amino acids. The transcript has a single exon. The record is from RefSeq and is a predicted model, not a curated record. NCBI's taxonomy places the organism in Eukaryota, Fungi, Ascomycota, Sordariomycetes, Hypocreales, Nectriaceae.
AUGCUGUCCCAUCUGAGGUUCCACCGGCGAGGGCCAUCGAAUCCUGCUUCUCCAUCUCCCGAUCAACAUACUACUUCACCCCCGGCCGGCCACUCUGCGCCGUUCCCUUCCGAUGUGCUCUCACCAGACCUACGCCCAACCUUGUCGAGUCCUUCCGGCCUUCCUCCUACUCUCCCUCCUAUAGCCCGCGUUACGUCAGACGAGCUCGAUCAGUCGCGGCACCAUCAACAACAUGCUAGCAUGGCAAGUCAGGUAGAACCUCGUCCUCACCAGACACCAAAGUCGCCCUUCAACGGUGGAACCGGGUUCAUCGGUGGCGUCGCCCUCAGAAACUAUCAGCGCGAUAUGGAGGCCCAAGCUGCCGAAGCUAUGGACGGUGGAAGAGGUCUUGGUCUGGUGGGCCAGUAUUCAGCUUCACAGCCAACUCUAGCUGCGAAUGUUCCCCCAUCUACCAGGCCACCUCCCCAAGUUUUGAAGAACACGAAAGCAGCAUCUUCCUUUAGCACGCCUACGGAGUUCCAGAACUCUGCACCUGCGCCUACAGGACGGCGUCCUGCAGGCACCCGGCUUGUCACAGACCUUCCCUCGCUUGUUCACUCUACCAGCAACACCGAGAACCCGAAGCCGAGGAAAGGUCUUCCGUUCCUCAAGAACCCCAUGUCUACUCUGUUGAUGAGGCGGAAAAACAGUCAACAUGCGCCAGACCUGCUUCCACUGCCCAUGGCGAAACAGAAGGAAGAGCCCAUGUAUGAUCCACGCAUCAAGGGUACUCGAGUUCACGAUUUCAGUGCACCACGACCAAAGAAGAACGCGCCUACCAAGGAUCCCUCGCAGGCAUCUUUUACCUCACCAGUCCCUGGUUCUGCUGUGCCUCCUGAGCAAGAAAGGUUUCCAAACUCACCGGCCGUGCAGCCCGAGCAGGCUCCCGUGUCGACCUCAACCCAGCGCAUUCCCAGCAACGCCUCCGAGUCCGUUUACUCGCAAGAUUCAAAACUGGUCAAUAAUACGCCAAGCACAAUAUCGAGAGGGACACAUGAUCCUAUACCAGAAACGAGCGCAUCCCCUGGACCAGAUGCACCCCCAGUUCCCCCAAAAGACGAGGGCCCAAUUUCAGUCCAACCAAGGUCACCACAAGCAUCCCGAUUAAUCGAAAGCAAUGCUUCCAUCUAUGCAAGGUCGACUGCCUCGGUCCGAGUUGCCCGUUCCAGGGGGCCUUCGCUUUCUGGCUUAUCAGGCAAGGACAUCCCAUCAGCAGUGCCCCGACACAUGAAGAGCACAUCCUCAAGAUUCAGUUUCGACAUGAUUGGAGCCGCCAAGCAGGAAAAGCUCUUGGAGGACAGACACAGACAACGAGAGCUAGAGAGGAAGACAAGCGAGCCUUCUGGUCCACGGGACUCUCGGUUUGACGACUUUGACGAUGACGCAUUCGAUUACGACGCCAUGAUGGAUGACGAUGGCCUGGAAGAAAAGAUCCCUGGCGUCAACGCGGAUUAUGAAGACGACAUCUACGAGGAAGAAAUCCCUAUGGUGGGCGAGGACUUGGACGAUAACCUCGACGACCCUGACAACGAUCAAGAAAACUUUUCUGGCUUCGUUUUCCAACGAUCCAAUCCAACGUCGUCGCUGACAAGCCCACUCAGUGCAGGCUUCGUACCCACCCCAAGAGACACAGAUGGCAACCGCAUCGGCUUCGCGACGAGUCAAUAUACUCCCAACAUGCCUGGAGCAUUGUCUCCCAACCUCCCCAUCAAUCCCCAGGCGAUGCAACAAAUGCAACCCGGUGGGCUGGGAAUCCAGGGUCUAGAUGUGCCGCGUGUGCCCAGCUUGGAGAAUGAGGCUGCAUUCCAGAAGAACCAAGACCUGCCCCCCAUGAACAUGGGACGCUCGCUUAACGACGAUGACCUGUACUUCGAUGAUGGAAUGCUAGGAUUCGAGAACGAGUUCGCCGAGGACCUUGCUGCCCCUCCAGAAUGGGACGACACCCCCUUUGACGAGUCGAUAUUCGACAACAAUGAUACCGAUCAGUUUGGGCGGCCGAUAGCCGGCGCUUUCGCGCAAGCUCAAUCUGAAAGACGGGCAGCAAAAGAUGAUGACACAAAGCGGGAGUCGGACAUGACGACCCGAUUCUCGGCACAAUCGGCGGCCUCACAAUCAACAGCACAUACCUCGUUGAGCGUUGAAGCCAAGAAUAGUACCGAGACGGAGGCUCCAAAGGACAGCUCUGAGUCUAACUCGCCAGCUGAGCCUUCUGCUGCGGAUCAAGGGGCUCCUUCGGAUGGCACCAUGGCCGCCUACCAGGCCGCGCUCGCCGCAGCUGCUCAUAAGGCGGCGGCGUCGGGUAAAUUUCAACGUAGCUCAUCACCACCACUACAGGACACGCCACUAUCCGAGCCAAGCCAUUCUCCGGAUACCCCAGAUCGCGUAGAGUCGUUCAAGGAGGACCUUGAUGGCAUCGAUGACUACGAUGAUUAUGGCCAGUCAUACGAAGACUUGGCCGACUUUGAACUGGACGACGAUGCCAUCAUCGCUGAGGCAAAUGCUAGUGCCCUGGCCAACGAUUGCGAUGGGUGGUAUGGGCAGGAGUUUGGCUUCUAUUCGGCACCUGCCAACUCGCAUCAUGGGUCUGAAACAGUUGACUACGAAUACGCCAACGGCGGUUUCUUUGGUCCUAAGGGAGGUCUGGAUCGCAGCACCAGUGGUCGCAUGGUGUCAAGAGAGCCCAACCUCACGCCUAUUACGGAGCGCUCCGAGUAUUCUAACAGAAACUCGAUCAUGAGCCUCAGUAUGCCUGGGUUCGGCGGGGGAACACCUUUGCAGAGUCCCGGCCUCGCUCAGCUUGCUCUGCUAGGGGACCGUGGUGAUGAAAUGAGCCUCUCUGCCCUACUUCGGCUUCGGUCCAGAGCCUGGGGAGGAUCCCAGGCCAGUCUCGUCUCCAGCCAAAAUGGUUCUCCUCGGUCAGAGAGAGGCGACCUAUCCAGUUCACCUUGGGGUCCCAACUUUUCGAGCCCGCCUGCUUUCCACGCUCGAAAGAACUCAGUGCUAUCCACCAUUAGCCACGAUUCAGACAGCAUCAGUAUUUCCGGAAGCCCAACAUUGACGGGUGGCAUUCCGGGCUUGGGCUCUCCUCCGCCUCCUGUCCCGCCGUUGUCACCGCUCGAGUCCGACAUGCGGGAGGAUGCUAAGGUUGCCCCUUUGAACGUCAGCCGGCCUACAUCAAAGGUCUAUGAGAGCGGCAUUUCACUGUCGCCAAUAUCGGAUCCCGAAGAGAGCAUGCCACCAUCCGCCAUGGUGAGCCCCCUGGAGCCCUCUAAUAAUGUCAGUAUCCCCGAACCUGGCGACACCCCUCAACGACCCAGCAUGGGUCAUCGGCACAAGGGCUCAGCCGACAGUAUAUCAUAUACCAAAGAGCAAGACAGCGGCGCAACUCGCUGGGUCAUGGAGCGACGGCGCACAGGUGAAUUUGGGCAGGUCGAAGUUCUCGAGCGAGAAGUUGUCGAAGGGGGGCGGAUAUAG